Molecule: messenger RNA, 1429 nt
Organism: Bubalus bubalis (water buffalo)
Lineage: Eukaryota; Metazoa; Chordata; Mammalia; Artiodactyla; Bovidae
Product: zinc finger protein Pegasus-like
Biological process (GO): regulation of transcription by RNA polymerase II
Molecular function (GO): DNA-binding transcription factor activity; RNA polymerase II cis-regulatory region sequence-specific DNA binding
Source: RefSeq, a predicted model, not a curated record
GGGGGCGAAGACGGCGGGGGCGACGGCGACGGCAGCGGCGUUGAACAAGGCGGUGGGGGUUCCUCGGUGCGACUGUCAGGCGGUAUAACGAACUGUAAACUUCAGAAAUAUUCAUAUAUGUAUACAUAUAUAUAUAUCAAAAUCAAAGAUGGGUGAGAAGAAACCGGAGCCUUUGGACUUUGUGAAAGAUUUCCAGGAAUACCUAACUCAGCAGACCCAUCAUGUCAACAUGAUUUCUGGAUCAGUUAGUGGGGACAAAGAAGCAGAGGCUCUUCAGGGAGCUGGAACAGAUGGUGAUCAAAAUGGACUUGAUCACCCAUCUGUUGAAGUUUCCCUGGGUGAAAACUCAGGAAUGUUAGUAGGCGGGUUUGAAAGGACCUUUGAUGGAAAGCUCAAGUGUCGGUAUUGCAACUAUGCCAGCAAAGGCACCGCCCGGCUCAUUGAACACAUUAGAAUUCACACAGGUGAGAAACCUCAUCGAUGUCACUUGUGUCCAUUUGCAUCUGCCUAUGAGCGUCAUCUGGAAGCCCACAUGCGUUCCCAUACAGGAGAAAAACCAUACAAAUGUGAAUUGUGUUCCUUCCGCUGCAGUGACCGAAGCAACCUGUCCCAUCAUCGAAGGUGCAAGCAUAAAAUGGUACCAAUUAAAGGUACUAGGUCUUCCUUAAGCAGCAAGAAAAUGUGGGGGGGUUUACAGAAGAAAACCAGCAACCUGAACUAUAGCAGAAGAGCACUCAUCAACUUAAGCCCACCUUCCAUGGUGGUUCAGAAGCCAGACUACCUUAAUUUUGUGGAUUUUACCCACAAAAUCCCAAAUAUCCAGACUGACUCCUAUGAAAGUAUGGCGAAAACGACACCAACUGGAGGCCUGCCAAGAGACCCCCAAGAACUCAUGGUCGACAACCCUUUAAACCAGCUCUCAACUCUAGCCAGACAGCUGUCCAGUUUGCCACCUGAAAACCAAAACCCCGCGUCCCCUGACGUAGUUCCCUGCGCCGAGGAGAAGCCCUUCAUGAUGCAGCAGCCCUCCGCCCAGGCAGUGGUUUCUGCCGUGUCAGCAAGUCUUCCUCAGAGCUCCUCUCCCGCCAGCCCCGAGCCUCGGCCGCCACACGGCCAGAGGAACUGCAGUCCGGUGGCAGGGCCGAGCAGUGAGCCAAGUGCCCACACAAGUACUCCAAGCAUGGGAAACAGCCAGCCGAGCACUCCAGCUCCCACCCUGCCAGUCCAGGGCCCGCAGCUUCUCCACCACUGCCAGCACUGUGACCUGUACUUUGCCGACAAUAUCCUUUACACUAUCCACAUGGGAUGUCAUGGGUAUGAAAAUCCUUUUCAGUGUAACAUAUGUGGGUGCAAAUGUAAAAACAAGUAUGAUUUUGCCUGUCGUUUUGCAAGAGGGCAGCAUAACCAACACUGAACACAAUCACACUCU